Molecule: messenger RNA, 276 nt
Organism: Kazachstania africana CBS 2517
Lineage: Eukaryota; Fungi; Ascomycota; Saccharomycetes; Saccharomycetales; Saccharomycetaceae
Gene: EGO2
Product: Ego2p
Exons: 1
Coding region: 1-276 (91 amino acids)
Source: RefSeq, a predicted model, not a curated record
AUGUCUAGGAUUAAUGACCAUUUAAAUAAUGGUUUAACCACGAUACCAAAUACAAUUGGUACGAUACUGUUUGAUGAAAACAAUAAUUUGAUACAAUAUUCUGGAAUUGGUGAAGCAAAAUUUCAAGAUAUUCAAAAAUUAUGUAAAGUACCUCUAGAUAAAGAGGGAUAUGCUGUAGUUAAAGAUCCUGAUAAUGACGAAAUAAAAAUAUUCAUCUAUAAGAAUGAUGAGAAGACCCUGGUGACUUAUACGAGGCCAGAUGAGUUGAUACAUUGA